UGGCCCAAAGAGGAGAACACAAGCUGAGACGAAAAUGGAGUUGUCCACCGCUUCCAUUGUUUUCUGGAGCUGUUUCUUCUCAGCAGCUCUACUACUUUUCCUGAGAUUGAUCAAAUUCACAAAAGGUUCAACCAAAUCUACACCUCCAGGUCCCCAAGGAUGGCCUAUUUUUGGCAACAUAUUUGAUCUGGGAACCGUGCCGCACCAGACCCUUUACAGGCUUCGACCUCAGCAUGGACCUGUUCUUUGGUUACAGCUUGGGGCCAUAAACACCAUGGUCGUACAGUCUGCCAAGGCUGCGGCUGAACUUUUUAAGAAUCAUGACCUCCCUUUCUCCGACCGCAACGUUCCAUUUACGUUGACCGCACACAACUACGACCAAGGUUCGAUGGCUCUCGGCAAAUAUGGCCCAUACUGGCGAAUGAUCCGGAAGGUAUGCGCCAGUGAACUCCUAGUCAACAAGCGGAUCAAUGAAAUGGGUUCCCUUCGGAGGAAGUGUGUCGACGACAUGAUCCGGUGGAUUGAGGAGGAUGCGGCCAAGUCAGGUGCGGAGGGAAGAGCAGGGGAAGUGGAACUGCCCCACUUCCUAUUUUGCAUGGCAUUCAACCUUAUCGGCAACAUCACGCUGUCACGCGAUGUCGUGGACAUCAAGUCCAAGGACGGGCACGAGUUCUUUCAAGCCAUGAACGGGGUCGUGGAGUGGGCAGGGAGACCCAACAUCGCUGACUUCUUCCCCUUGCUGAAACGCUUGGACCCGCUGGGGAUGAUGAGGAACAUGGUCCGAGACAUGGGACAAGCCCUCAAUUUAAUUGCGAGGUUUGUGAAGGAGAGAGAUGAGGAGCGGCAGUCUGGGAUGGUGAGGGAGAAGAGAGAUUUCUUGGAUGUGUUGUUAGAGUGCAGAGAUGAUGAGAAAGAAGGUCCCCAUGAGAUGUCAGACAACAAAGUGAAAAUAAUCGUACUGGAAAUGUUCUUUGCCGGUCAGACUACAAGCAGUACGCUCGAAUGGGCUAUGACAGAGCUACUCCGCAGACCUGAGUCAAUGAGAAAGGCCCAAGAAGAGCUUGAUCGAGUUGUUGGACCACAUGGGAAGGUUGAAGAGAGCGACAUUGAUCAGCUGCUAUAUUUGCAAGCCGUGGUGAAGGAAACUCUACGACUGCAUCCCCCAAUUCCUUUACUGCUUCCACGAAAUGCAUUACAAGACACAAACUUCAUGGGCUAUUUCGUACCCAAAAACACACAAGUCUUUGUCAAUGCAUGGGCGAUUGGAAGGGACCCGGAUGCUUGGAAAGAGCCUCUCUCUUUCAAGCCUGACAGAUUUUUGGGCUCAAAUCUAGACUAUAAAGGGCAGAAUUUUGAGUUCAUUCCAUUUGGAUCUGGACGACGGAUUUGCAUCGGUAUAUCUUUAGCGAACAAAUUGCUGCCUCUCGCUCUGGCCUCUCUGCUUCACUGUUUUGACUGGGAGCUUGGCGGCGGUGUCACUCCAGAGACCAUAGACAUGAAUGAGAGAGUAGGAAUAGCGGUGAGAAAAUUAAUACCGCUGAAACCAAUACCCAAAAGGAGGACUGUUUGAGAUGCCCAUGAAAAGGAAUAAAAUGGCUAAGUUGCUUUUGCAAUUCAGUGGAAAGGUAUUAAUGAGAAGGAUGAUGUUUUGGAGCAUAAGAUGAUAUAUCGGAGUACAGACUAGCAUAAGGGUCUGUUUCUUGUACUCUAUGUAAUCCAUUGAUCCAGCUUUGUUGGUAAUGCUAGUUACUCUUUGAUCUCCUGUCUCACGGAUCAAGCAUCCGAUCAUGGUAACUUGUAUCUGAAUUGAUUCUCUAUUUAUUUCUGCUUUUACUGUAAGCUCAGAACUUGAGUUUAA
Messenger RNA from Vitis riparia (riverbank grape), 1858 nucleotides. RefSeq names its product iridoid oxidase-like. Lineage: Eukaryota; Viridiplantae; Streptophyta; Magnoliopsida; Vitales; Vitaceae. The record is from RefSeq and is a predicted model, not a curated record. Gene Ontology annotation, molecular function: oxidoreductase activity, acting on paired donors, with incorporation or reduction of molecular oxygen; monooxygenase activity; heme binding.